UGACCAUUUUCGUUUCGUGUUCUUCGACAGUUUUGUUGUAUUGUGUAAUUUGUCCAACCCUAACGGAGAUUCUCCACAGACACAUUCAACACCAGCACAAAACAAAAUUUAGUCCUAAGGAACAAAAUGGCUAAAAGAGGUGCGGAGCAUCAAAUCACAAAAGACAGUGAAGAGUCUGAUGAUGACCGCCAUGGUCCUGCUGAAAUUCCAACUGAAGCAUCUGCUGAAGUCCUCGCAUCCAGAAAGAUUGCAAGACCUAAAUCAAGAAAAAAAACAGGCGCGACACCUACGACUGCUGGAGGUUUGUUUUCAAACUUUUUGAAAAAUCAAUCUGCUCCGAGUACGGCCUCGUCUACGAAGGUUGAAGCAAAGCCCACGACUGUUUCAAACGCAGAUUACGAUGUUUAUUUGAAGAAGAGAGGCUUAAAUAAAUGCUUUGUUGACGCGGUGACUAAGAGUGUGGAAAAUGAUGCCUUCGCUGACUUAGCUCCCUUGUUUUCGGAAUACAAGAAGCACUGGUCAAGCAUUAGUUCCGCAUCAAUUACAUCUAAAAGAAAUGAGAUUUCGACUAGCGUUCCCGCACCUAUUGCUACUCCUAAGUUCGCUUUCUCUACUCCCGUUGCACCUGCUACAACCAAUACAUUUUCCUUCGGUUUAAAUGGAGCUAGCAACAGAAAAACUACCGAGGAAGCUGCUAAGGCUAAGCUCCCCUCCGUGAGUUCUGCUUCGUCAACUUCGACAGCUGCCGCUCCAUCAUUCUCUUUUGGUGCCACCACUAAGCCGUCUUUUUCCUUCUCUGCUACUUCGUCUGAGAAGCCCAAAGAACAAACAAUUACUAAGCAUGAAGGAAAAGAGGUUGAGCCUGCUGCCGUCUCCAAUUCCGAAAAUACCCCUUCUAAAACAGAGCAGGCAGAUUCUGCAAACUUCUCUUGGUCAGCAGACAAGCCCAUAAAGUUCAACACUCCAGACAAACCGUUUACUUUUACAAAUCCCCUUUCCGCUAAGAAGUCACCACUUGCUGACACUAAGCCUAUGGCUUUCCAGUCUUUGGGUUUCAGCUUUGGCACGAACGUCAAGCCUGCAUUUUCCUUCAACAAGACUGCUGAAAAAUCGGAGGAAAAGCCUGCUGCUGAGAAACAAUCCACCGAGGCCAAGGAAGAGCCCAAACAAGAAGCCGAGGAAAAGCAAGACAAUGAGUCUGAGUCUUCUUCUGCUGCAAGAACAAAUGAUGAUCUUGUUGCAGGAAAGGGCGAAGGUGAAGAAAAUGAGGAUAGUGUUAUUAACACUCGUGCUAAAAUCUAUCGCUUUGACAAGGAAUCUAAAGCAUACAAGGAUGUUGGUCUCGGACCUUUGAAGAUCAAUGUGGACAAAGACACCGGUGCCGCUCGCGUUAUCGUUCGUGUAGAUGGUAGUGGAAAAGUCUUGCUGAACGUCCGUCUUUGCAAAGACUUUAAGUAUGAGAUGGCCGGCAAAAAAGAAGUGAAGCUUCCCGCAGCUUCUGCUGACGGAAAGUCGCUUGAUACGUACCUGAUCCGCGUGAAGGAGCCUUCUGUAGCUGAAGAGCUCCUUAACAAGUUGAACAAGCAUAAGGAGUAGGAUUUACAUCUAACACACAUACAAUGAACGAAGUUUUGUAAUUUUUUUCUGCAAUUGGUAUUCUUAUUGUUUUAUUGUAACGCUCUAUAUCAGACAUUGCUGUGAUAAGCUGGUGAUGCAAGAAAGUACAAUGUUUAAGGGCAUAGAUUGUCUUCCUUAAAGAGAAUCUGAAUCAAAUGGAUCAGAGUCUUCGUCGACCUCGAUUUCGACGGGAUAGCUGAGAAUGGCCGCGAUGCCAGACAGUUGAUCCAAUUGUUUUCCAGAUUCAUGAAGACUGCUAAAUUUGUAGACAGUUCCUCCGGCUUGUUUAACGUUUUCUACCAUCUUCACCCAGUGUUUCCUGGUUGCAAUGUCUAGACUUCUAAAAAGUGUGUCACUGAUGAGGAGCUGUGAAAUUGCACUGAGCUCGAAGGCGCGCUCAACCUGUUUUGGGCCGUAAACUGUCCGGAGUUCAUCAUCAUCCAUGGUUUUGUAAAACUUUUCCAGCACUCUUGACUCUUCAACGAAUUUCGUGUCUGAAAGCUGGGAUUGGACCGAGGGAUCUUUUAAGACUUCAUUCAAUGUAUGAAUGUGUCCUGUACUAGUAUGAACGAUAAGAAACUUGCCCUUUGAUUUUACAAGCUUUUUGUUCUCAAGUUUCACAGCCAUUGAGAAUAUGUAGUCGUACAGUCCCUUGGCCACAAAACCCGGAGAGGCAAGGACGAUGACUUUGAGAGCAUCAAAGUCGAAAUCCUGCACCAUAGCUUGGUACACAAGACCAUAAAACUUAUCAAUGCCCUAAACAUAGUUAGCUUCAAAGUAGCUUA
Molecule: messenger RNA, 2402 nt
Organism: Schizosaccharomyces japonicus yFS275
Lineage: Eukaryota; Fungi; Ascomycota; Schizosaccharomycetes; Schizosaccharomycetales; Schizosaccharomycetaceae
Product: nucleoporin Nup61
Exons: 2
Coding region: 127-1596 (489 amino acids)
Cellular component (GO): nucleus; nuclear pore
Source: RefSeq, a predicted model, not a curated record